Formica exsecta is the source of this 761-nucleotide messenger RNA. RefSeq lists its product as uncharacterized. Lineage: Eukaryota; Metazoa; Arthropoda; Insecta; Hymenoptera; Formicidae. Gene Ontology annotation, cellular component: U7 snRNP. The record is from RefSeq and is a predicted model, not a curated record. Gene Ontology annotation, biological process: mRNA 3'-end processing by stem-loop binding and cleavage. The coding region runs from base 1 to 354 and encodes 117 amino acids. Gene Ontology annotation, molecular function: U7 snRNA binding. The transcript has 4 exons.
AUGCCUCAAAAAGUAGCAAAUCGACCGUGCCGGGAUCCUCGAGGCAGAGAUUUUUACCGCAUCAAGGUCUACACCAGGAACGCGCGCGGCAUAAGGGGACACGUGGAGGCAUACGUGGCCGCCUUCGACAAGCACUGGAAUCUCGCGCUAGAGGACUGCUUCGAAGUCUGGUCCCGCAAAGUCAAGAGGAAAGCGCCCGCUCUCGGUGCUGAUGCAGUCAAGGUAGAGGCGGCAGAAAACGGUAUCCCCAAGACGGUGGUAAGGAAGGAGCGAAAAACGGAGACCUUGGAGAGACACGUGCCACAGAUGCUGCUGAGGGGAGAACAAGUCGCUAUAAUCAUCAAAAUCAAUUGACUAUUGCCUUAAGGGCCGUUCCAAGCACGUGCGCCCAAUUGUAUAGCCAAUAUAACAACAAUUUUUCUGUUAUCUAUCAUCCGUUAUUUAUUCCUUUAUGUUAAAGCUUAUACGAGUAUUGUAUGACAAAUAUCUCAUGCAAAAAAGUUCAUUCGCGCAUGAAAUCCUCCUAGAUUGUACGAUUUCCUCACCUCGAAAUUUAAUAAUCGAAUAGCAAACGCCAGUAUCAUCUGGUUAUGCAGCUGCAUUGUGAUCUGCAUAAUUGAAAUUUUCACUCGAGCGAUCCAUUUGUUACUCCUCGCUUUCUUCUUCGACACGAUAUAUCUGUAUAAUAUUUGUAAUAAAAAAAAAUUGUAAAUUUUUUUUUCCAAAAAUACGUAAUAUAAUAAAAUUUGAUGUUUCUCUUU